Messenger RNA from Arctia plantaginis, 915 nucleotides. The record is from the annotation of a GenBank genome assembly. NCBI's taxonomy places the organism in Eukaryota, Metazoa, Arthropoda, Insecta, Lepidoptera, Erebidae.
AUGAAGCUUCUGAUAGCCCUGUCAUUCUAUGCUACAGGGUCAUAUCAAAGUUUGGUAGGGCAAAGUGCAUUUCACAAUGUAUCACAAGCCACCGUGUCAAGGGCUGUGGGACAAGUGACCAAAGCUUUGAAUGAUCCUACCAUUUACCACAAAUAUGUGAGAUUCCCAUUGGAACAGCAAGACAGGAAUGACAUAAAAGCCAAAUUCUAUCAUAAAUUUAAAAUCCCCGGGGUUCUUGGAUGCAUUGAUGGCACACAUGUGGCUAUUUUGAGACCUCACGUACAUGAAGAACGAUAUUUUAACCGAAAAGGGUACCAUUCAUUAAAUGUUAUGAUUGUAUGUGACUCUGAUCUUCAAAUCAUGUGUGUCGAUGCCAGUAUCCCUGGUGCAGCCCAUGACUCCAGUGUGUGGCAGAGUAAUCCACUUAGCCAACACUUAAUUAGUUUAGCUGGUUCCGGUGGAGAUGGUUCAUUUUUAUUAGGUGACAGUGGAUACCCCUUGCGCAAAUGGAUGAUGACACCAAUUUUAAACACCACUGAGGGAACUCCACAGCAAUAUUAUUAUGAUUUGCAUGUAACUGCGCGCAAUACUGUUGAGCGUUGUAUUGGGGUGUUGAAAGCACGGUUCAGGUGUUUGCUUGCUGCUCGAGCACUUCAUUAUGCUCCGAAUACUGCAGGGCAAAUAGUGAACGCCUGCUGUGUUCUGCACAACAUUGCGAACCGCGCCAAAAAUCCUGUCCUGCCUUUACUGCCUGAGGAAGUUGUAGCGGAGAAUUUGCGUCAAUAUCAGGUUCAAGAAGAUUUGAGAGCAGAGGCUGAGACCGUAGUAACGAUAGGUGGUCGGGUUAAUCGUGACCUGCUGGAAGGCCGGGCCAUGCAGCAGGCACUUGUGAACAAAUUGUGGGCAGAAAGAUAA